CGCAAAAAGCACCAUCAUGUGGCUCUUUGGAUUCUCCACCAGAAAUCCAAGAAAUUUAUUGAUAAUUGGUGCUAUAUUUCUAGUAAUUCUUGUAACCAUAGUCUUAAGGUGGUUUUUCAUCUACCUAGAGGGAGAGGCCCCCAUGAAAAAGUCCCAAAGAAAAGGUGAAAAACAGCAGCAAGAAGUAAGAAAGUGUAGCCCUGGGGUUAUUAGGACCUAUGCACUAGAAGAGUUGAAGAUGGCAACAAAGGACUUUAGAAUUAGGAUAGGAGUUGGAGCCACUUCUUUUGUGUACCUUGCAGAGCUUGGGGAUGGAAAAUUUGGAGCAGUGAAGAGAGUAAUGGAGGAUAGAGGUGGAAGCAAGAAGAUUUUCUUGGAUGAAGUUUCUGUUUUGCUUAGGAUUUCUCAUCCUAACUUGGUGGGAUUGAUGGGUUUCUGCUUGGAGAAAGGAGAGCAACUUCUACUUCUGGAGUAUGUUCCCAACAAGAGCCUAUUUGACAGGAUGCACACAUAUCUUGGCCAAUCUUCAAGAAUUUUGUCAUGGUCCAACCGCUUAAACAUUGCCUUAGACAUAGCCAGAGCCCUUGAUUACCUUCACUCACAAGCUGAUCCACCCAUCAUUCACAGAGAUGUAAAAUCCUCAAACAUUCUCUUAAUUGAUAGUGACCAUGCCAAAUUGGCUGAUUUUGGGCUAUGCAAACUGGGAUAUGACAAGCGUGGCUCACAAUCUCCCACCACUAUCAAAGGCUCAUUUGGGUAUGUUGAUACCAAUUAUCUCAAAAUAGGACUUGUUUCACCCAAAAGUGAUGUUUAUAGCUAUGGAGUUUUGUUGCAUGAGCUCAUUACGGGGCUAAAAUCAAUACAAGGAUCUGUGACACUUGCUGAAUGGACGGAAGAAUGCAGGAAAAAUAAUGAUAUUGCGGUUUUGGCUACAUUGUUGGAUCCUAAACUUAAUGGAGAUGCAAAUUUAGAGCAACUUAAGGUGCUGAUUGAUGUAGUUAACUUGGCUUUGUUAGAGAAUUCUGAAGCAAGACCAGAAAUGAACCAUAUUAUAAAUAAAAUUUUAGCUUGUAUGGAAACACCUCCUCAAUCCCAUCAUCACCAAUUGCCUAUAUAAAACACACUAAUUGCUCCCAACAUUUUUAUGCUUAGGAUUUUUUUUUUCAUAUAUUAAAUAGAUUGAUUUUUUAUAC
Molecule: messenger RNA, 1193 nt
Organism: Hevea brasiliensis (rubber tree)
Lineage: Eukaryota; Viridiplantae; Streptophyta; Magnoliopsida; Malpighiales; Euphorbiaceae
Product: probable receptor-like protein kinase At1g49730
Exons: 2
Coding region: 17-1117 (366 amino acids)
Biological process (GO): protein phosphorylation
Molecular function (GO): protein kinase activity; ATP binding
Source: RefSeq, a predicted model, not a curated record